This is a messenger RNA of Fimicolochytrium jonesii, 1227 nucleotides long. RefSeq names its product endoplasmic reticulum vesicle transporter-domain-containing protein. Gene Ontology annotation, biological process: retrograde vesicle-mediated transport, Golgi to endoplasmic reticulum; endoplasmic reticulum to Golgi vesicle-mediated transport. NCBI's taxonomy places the organism in Eukaryota, Fungi, Chytridiomycota, Chytridiomycetes, Spizellomycetales, Powellomycetaceae. Bases 1 to 1227 code for a protein of 408 amino acids. Gene Ontology annotation, cellular component: Golgi membrane; endoplasmic reticulum; COPII-coated ER to Golgi transport vesicle. The transcript is spliced from 6 exons. The record is from RefSeq and is a predicted model, not a curated record.
AUGUCAUUACGGAGACGGGCAGCCGGCGGAGGCGGCGGCAGCGGAGGUGGCGGGGAACCUUCGCUCCUAGAGAGGUUCAAGGGUUUUGACGCUUAUGCGAAGCCUAUCGAAGACUUUCGCAUAAAAACUACUUCGGGCGCGAUAGUGACUUUGGCCUCAGCGGCUGUCAUUGCCCUCCUGUUGCUGUCCGAAUUCAUAGACUGGAGGACUGUCACUAUGCAGCCAAGUCUGGAGGUCGAUAAAGCUAGGAAUGAAAAGAUGACAAUUAAUCUGAAUGUCUCUCUGCCUCAUGUGCCUUGCUAUCUUUUGAGCAUCGACGUGAUGGAUGUCGCAGGCGAGCACCAGAACGACGUGGAUUCGACCAUCUACAAAAUGCGGUUGGACCCGACCGGGCGGCCAAUAGAAGGCAGCCGAUCCGACAUUGGGGACAGCACGAAAGCCGUCUCGAAAGCCGCCGAGAAGGCCAAAGAUCCCGAUUACUGUGGGAGCUGUUACGGGGCCAAAUCCCCGGGUGGGAAGAAAUCUGCAAAGGGGGAGGAAUGCUGCAAUACGUGUGAUGAGGUGCAGAAGGCGUAUGCGAACGAGGGGUGGGGGAUGAAGACCGAGACGUGGGAGCAGUGCAUAAGAGAACAUUGGGCCGAAAAAGUCGCCAACCAAUCGCACGAAGGCUGCAACCUCUGGGGCCGUCUCCAAGUCAACAAAGUCGCCGGCAAUUUCCACCUCGCCCCCGGCAAGUCCAUGUCGCGGCAGAACAUGCACGUGCACGACCUCGCGCCGUACCUGAAGGAGAAGGAUCUGGAUUUCAGUCAUACGCUGCAUUCGCUGAGCUUUGGGAAGAAAGUGGAGUUUGUGAAUCCGUUGGAUGGGGUUUCGAAGAGUACUAAGCAAUCCUACUUUAUGUUCCAAUACUUUCUAAAAGUAGUCAGCACACGCUUCACCUUCCUAAACGGCACAAAUGUCCGCACCAACCAAUUCUCCGUCACCGAACACGAACGUGACACGACCCCGAGCGCACAUACCGGCGGCCUCCCCGGAGUCUUUUUCAACUACGACAUUUCACCCAUGUUGGUGAUGUACACAGAAUACCAAAAACCCCUCUCGCACUUCCUCACGGACAUCUGCGCCGUUGUUGGGGGCGUGUUUACGGUAGCGGGGAUUGUGGACUCGUUUAUUUUCACGGCGGGGAAGCAGUUGAGGCAGAAGAUGGAGUUGGGGAAGAGUACGUAG